This is a messenger RNA of Moneuplotes crassus, 918 nucleotides long. The record is from the annotation of a GenBank genome assembly. NCBI's taxonomy places the organism in Eukaryota, Ciliophora, Spirotrichea, Euplotida, Euplotidae.
UAAAAAUGUCGUUUGAGGAUUAUGGAGGAGAGAAAGAGGGACUGAAGGAUUUGAGAGAGCCAUUGAUCCAGGAGGUGGAUAUGCAGCAGAUUUUUAGGAGGAUAAAGUUGGAGUUAGGGAAGGUUAAGGAGUUGAAUCAGAGUGCUAAGCAGGUUUUGGAUGCUUAUGAGGCAAAUCAGGGGGUUGAUGGGAGGAAAGGAAGACAGAAAUUGGAGCAAAUUUUGAAUCAAAAGAGUGAUGAAGAAAUAUCAGAUUUUGAGCAUCUUUUAAAAGGCCUUAAAGAAGCUGAAGAGUAUAUCAAAGAAAUGGAAGGAAAGUGUAAGGAAGAGAAAUUGAAUAAGCUCAAAGAAAUGGAUAGAACUUAUCGUCACCAAGCAGAGACUCUCGCUAAGGAAUACGAGCAUCUGUACAACAGAUUUCUUUCUCAAGAAGCGAAGCAAGAAAUUUCCAAAGCAGAUAUUCGCAGCAAAAUGUAUCAGAGGACUAACUACGACGAUGAAAACCCUGAUCCGAUCCGUCACUCUCAGAAGGACCAGACUGUUUCUAUCCUAACUGCAGAAGAAAGAAAGACUAGAGUAGAAGCAGAGAUAAUCAAAUAACAUGGUCAAUGAAAGAAGAGAAGGUAUAUCACAAGCAUCUAAUAUAAUGAAAUAACAUCAAGAGUGUUAUUGAGCAGUUCCAUGAAGAAGUCUUUCGCCAAGAUGAGAAACUAGGCUUUGUAGAUCAAGAUGUUGAUGUUGCAAAUACUAAUGCUAGGGAAGGAGUGACAGAGCUGGAAGAUUUUGCAAAUAGGACUCAGAGAAAUGUGGUUAAGGCUAUUAUAUGUCUGGCUAUUCUGAUCAUCAUCUUGAUAGUCCUGCUGUAUUUGAUAUUCCAACCAGACAUUUUUUAAAUAGUAGCUUAAUAAAUCUCAGCAUA